Messenger RNA from Amphimedon queenslandica, 417 nucleotides. RefSeq names its product probable proline--tRNA ligase, mitochondrial. Gene Ontology annotation, molecular function: proline-tRNA ligase activity; ATP binding. Gene Ontology annotation, cellular component: mitochondrion; cytoplasm. The record is from RefSeq and is a predicted model, not a curated record. The transcript is spliced from 4 exons. Lineage: Eukaryota; Metazoa; Porifera; Demospongiae; Haplosclerida; Niphatidae. Bases 34 to 417 code for a protein of 127 amino acids. Gene Ontology annotation, biological process: prolyl-tRNA aminoacylation.
CAGUCUUUUAGUGGUGGCUACUACCUGUUACCAAUGGGAGCUAGAGUAUUACACAAACUGGUUAGUGUUAUUGACCAGGAGAUGAGGUCAGUGGGAGCUUGUAAGAUGUCUGCUCCAAUCCUAGCACCUGCUUAUAUUUGGAAACAAUCGGGACGAUGGGAGAGUAUUGGUGCUGAACUGUAUAGACUGGAGGACAGGCACGAGGCACAGUUUUGCCUUGGACCAACGCAUGAAGAGAUGUUUACUCAUUUGGUGGCUACUGAAAAUAUAAGCUAUAGGUCACUACCACUCCGACUGUAUCAGAUUGAUAGGAAGUUUCGUGAUGAGAUGUCUCCUCAGUCUGGUCUCAUGAGAGCUAAGGAGUUCUGGAUGAAAGGUAUCAAUCAUUUUAAAACUAAUACCUCUCUCCUCUCCUGA